CAUUGGAUAGUGCACAUCCAUUGAAUCCCUCCUCCUUCACCUUUGUCAAGUUCUGCACUUUCAUUGAAACGUCUUGUUGUUUCCCAGGCUAGGAAAUAAGUUCACAGGCUUUAUUUGAGCUUUGGAAGACAAGAGGGCACCACCAGAAGAUAAAAGCCGAGAAGUUGUCUUUGGAUUUCCCUGGAAGUCGAGUGGGACCCGCCAAAAAUUGACGGGGGAAGUAUACAUUUUAGAGCAGUGAGCCAUCGAAUAAAAAAAAAGGCUGCAGUAGCAACCGAGUUAGAAGCGUGCAACAUUGUUGCAGUAAGGUUGGGACUGCGCCGACAAGGGAAUAAAUAGCACACUGCAAUGCUUAACUGGAAACCAUUUUAUCAGACUUUUCUAUUGUAAAGUUCUCAAAUUCGAAUUAAAUCUCUGGUGUUUAACGGGAAUACAAAAAAAAAUUGAAAAAAGGAUACAUAAAUAAAAUUUAAAAAAUAUGCCGGACCAAAUUACAGUUUCGGAGUUCGUGGCGGAGACAAAUGAAGAUUACAAAGCGCCGACGGCUUCAAACUUCACCACCAGAAUGUCCCACUGUAGGAAUACCGUGACUGCUUUGGAGGAGGCUCUGGAUGUGGACCGCAGCGUGCUGUACAAGAUGAAGAAGUCCGUCAAGGCCAUCUACACCUCGGGUCUGGCCCAUGUGGAGAAUGAGGAGCAGUACACCCAGGCUCUGGAGAAGUUUGGGGAGAACUGUGUCUACAGGGACGACCCUGACCUGGGUUCUGCCUUCCUCAAGUUCUCGGUCUUCACCAAGGAGCUCACCGCCCUCUUCAAAAACCUGUUCCAGAACAUGAACAACAUCAUCACCUUCCCUCUGGACAGCCUGCUGAAAGGAGACCUGAAAGGAGUCAAAGGGGACCUGAAAAAGCCAUUUGAUAAGUCCUGGAAAGACUAUGAAACAAAAGUCACUAAGAUCGAGAAGGAGAAGAAGGAGCACGCGCGGCAGCACGGCAUGAUCCGCACGGAGAUCAGCGGGGCGGAGAUCGCAGAGGAGAUGGAGAAGGAGAGGAGGUUCUUCCAGCUGCAGAUGUGUGAGUAUCUUCUCAAAGUGAACGAGAUCAAGAUCAAGAAAGGGGUGGACCUACUCCAGAAUCUCAUCAAAUAUUUCCACGCACAGUGCAAUUUUUUUCAGGACGGGCUGAAAGCAGUAGACAACCUCAAACCAUCCAUAGAGAAACUAGCCACAGACUUACACACGAUAAAGCAGGCCCAGGACGAGGAGAGGAAGCAGCUCACUCAGCUACGGGACGUCCUCAAGUCAGCGCUGCAGGUGGAGCAGAAGGAGUUGAAGGAUUCCCAGGUGCGACAGAGCGCUACCUACAGUUUGCACCAGCCGCAGGGAAACAAGGAGCACGGUACUGAGCGCAGUGGGAACCUCUACAAGAAGAGUGACGGGAUAAGGAAAGUGUGGCAGAAGAGAAAGUGUUCAGUGAAGAAUGGAUACCUCACCAUAUCACAUGGGACGGCGAACCGACCGCCGGCCAAACUCAACCUCCUCACCUGUCAGGUGAAACAUAACCCAGAAGAGAAGAAGAGCUUUGACCUCAUCUCACAUGACAGAACCUAUCACUUUCAGGCCGAGGACGACCCAGAAUGUCAGAUAUGGAUCUCUGUGCUGCAGAACAGCAAGGAGGAAGCUCUGAAUAAUGCCUUUAAGGGGGACCAGCACGUUGGAGAGAAUAACAUAGUCCAGGAACUGACCAAGGCCAUCCUGGGAGAGGUCAAGAGGAUGACCGGCAACGACAUCUGCUGCGACUGCGGCGCUCCCAACCCUACCUGGCUCUCCACUAACCUGGGCAUCCUGACCUGUAUUGAGUGUUCUGGGAUCCACAGGGAGCUGGGAGUCCAUUACUCUAGGAUCCAGUCCCUCACACUGGAUGUACUCAGCACCUCUGAACUCUUGCUGGCCAAGAACGUGGGGAAUGCAGGCUUUAACGACAUCAUGGAGGCGUGUCUAUCUGCGGAAGAUGUGGUCAAACCCAACCCUGCCAGUGACAUGCAAGCCCGUAAGGACUUCAUCACAGCCAAGUACACCGAGAAGCGUUUCGCCAGGAGGAAGUGUCCAGACGGGGUGUCCAAGCUGCACACCCUGUGUGACGCGGUCAAGGCCCGGGACAUCUUCUCUCUGAUCCAGGUGUACGCUGAGGGAGUUGACCUGAUGGAGCCCAUCCCCCUGGCCAACGGACAUGAACAAGGAGAGACUGCCCUUCACCUAGCGGUCAGACUAGUGGACAGGACCUCGCUCCAUAUCGUCGACUUCCUCACUCAAAACAGUGUGAACCUGGACAAGCAGACAACCAAAGGCAGCACGGCCCUCCACUACUGCUGCCUGACUGACAAUAUGGAGUGUUUGAAACUGCUGCUGCGGGGCAAGGCAUCCAUAGACAUUGCGAAUGAGUCUGGGGAGACGCCGCUGGACAUCGCUAAGAGACUGAAGCACCUGCAGUGUGAGGAGCUGCUGAACACGGCGUUGGCGGGGAAGUUCAACGUCCACGUGCACGUAGAGUACGAGUGGCGUCUGCACCAUGAAGACAUGGACGAGAGUGACGAGGACCUGGAUGAGAAGGUGAGGCCCAGCCCCCACCGGCGAGAGGAACGCCCGGUCAGCUGCUACACCCCUGGCUCCAACUCCCACCGCCAGCCCAGCCCUGCAUCCUUGGCACGCGAUGCUGCCAGCCUGGCCAAGGACAAGCAGCGUGGUGGGUACAUGCCCAACCUGGUCAACAACGAGACCUACGGCACCAUCCUCGACGCCAGCCCCCCCGUACCCGGGGGGCUCACCCCCACCUCUGCUCCCCCUCUUCCCCCACGGAACAUAGUCCAGUCAUCAGGGUCCUCUGGGUGGAAGCCUGGCUCUAUAGACCUGGGGGUCCGACAGAGGUCCUCCUCAGACCCUCCCAAUAUCCACCCCCCCGUACCCCCCAUGAGGGUCACCUCAACCACGGGUCUUGCUCCUCCGCCUGUGGCCAAGACAGUGAGUAUGAUGGAGGCGAUGAACCAGCAGUCAAAACCGGGGACCGGACAGGGCCACAACAGAGCCCCAACACCUAAGUCUCCUUCUGGCAACGACAAAAGCUUCAGUAAAGGACCGACUCGAACUGGGUCCAUCGAAAGACCAGCUAAAGAAGUGCCGGGAUAUCCCCACAACUCAGUAGGUCAAUCGCUGCCUCCCGCCCCCAUGCCUAGGAAGACCUAUCCGCAGAGGCCCAAGCGGGUGAAGGCCAUCUACAACUGUAUGGCGGACAAUGCAGACGAGCUGACCUUCUCUGAGGGGGAGGUGAUCGUGGUGGAUGGGGAGGAGGACCAGGAGUGGUGGCUGGGCCACAUCGAAGGAGAACCUAUGAGGAGGGGGGCUUUCCCCGUCACAUUUGUACACUUCAUCAUGGACUGAAGGUCAAAGGUCACCAGAGGUCAACACAGGACCUGGAAUGGAAACCAUGGAAAUGCCCUCCACCUCCCCACAUUUCUGUGGCAAAAUUAUCUUUGUCAUCAGCAAAGCUUGUGCCUGCACCGACACUAAAGAAGAGUGAAGUGUCGCUGCCCAAUGCUUUGGCUAUACAGUCUGUUGCCAUGACAACAGAUACACCCUUUACUCCAGGAAUGUCAUGUGAUGUCAUAUCACUCUUUUUAGGCCAAGCCUGCAAAGGCUCGUGGGGAAACUGUGUUUUGACUUCUGACACCAUCUGACAAAAAAAAACUAUGAUUGUAGUAGAUAACCUCUUGCAAUAAAAUGCACUUUCUGCUUAUUUAUCCUGGUCGCAACAUUUAGAGGAUUAUUGACAAAAUGAAGGUUCUGUUAAUAACUAUUUCACUCUGUUGUCUUCGGUUUUGUGAAUUGUACAGAAAGUUAUUCAAGGACAGCUGACAGGGACAGUAACUUGUAUCUGUAGGAUUUCUUUCACUUAUUGUUAAUGUGAAUACAGUCUAUAUGCUUUACAUUCCAUCUCCUUGCAUGGUUAAAGGGUGAACAAAUUCUAAACGCUUAACUGCUUAAUAGGCAAAGGCAUGUAAACUUUAUAGCACUCACAAUGUGGGAAGCAGACUCAGUGGUGGAGUGGUGCCUGGAGAAGUGGGUAUACUAUAAUUUGGCAAAAAUAAAUCCCAAAGGCCUGCUUGGGGAAGGAAAGGCGCCUGUGUGAAAAACUCUAUGACAAUAAUAUAAUAAUAUAUGCCAUUUAGCAGACGCUUUUAUCCAAAGCGACUUACAGUCAUGUGUGCAUACAUUCUACGUAUGGGUGGUCCCGGGAAUCGAACCCACUACCCUGGCGUUACAAGCGCCAUGCUCUACCAACUGAGCUACAGAAGGCAAAAAAUGCUAAAUCCCAUGUUGGUCUUUAACAGUUCAGGAAACCCAACCUGUACUGUGCUAGUAGUCUGAUAGUAGGACUACUAUUGAAACAAAUAAAUGAGGCGGUCAACUGAGUCAGAAAUAUUCAGUCAAACAAAUUCUCUGCAAGUUUCACUUUUUAAUAGAACAUCCAAUUUUUCCACAACAGGUGCAUGGCCAGGUGCAUGAAUGGACAUGCACCUAGCUUACAUUAAAUUGGGAGUUUUUGGGGGGAAAGCCUUCAUCUAGGCUACAAGAAGAUGAUUAGGCCUAUGAUUAGCUUUGCUAUAUUUUUUUCCUGUUCCUUAAUUAUGAAACGUCCAGGUUUCAAACGUCAUAUUAUGGGGCAUGUCUUACAUUCUUCAAAGUAGCCUAUGGUUAAAAUCCCACCACAUAAACAUGGAGGUCCUUAUUUUAUAAAGACAACCUCAUAUUCCACACUGCUGUUCUAUUGGUUUUUAAAUCCGCUUUCUUUCAUUGUUUAUCAGGCAAAGGCAUUAUCGUCGUCAUAUUAGCAACCCGUAAUAAUUGUCGCAUCUUUAGAUCUCCCCAUCUUUCAAAACGUCUCCGUCUAUGAAGCCGCUCGCAUGUGCAGUGCACAUUUUUAGAACUGCGUUUCCCUGCAAAUUGCGUUUUGGAACAUUUGCGUGUAACCCGACCGCCCACAUUACUGCGCUUAAACUGUGAAGAAAUAAUAGUAAAUCAACGUUUUAAGCUAAACAUUCUGAUCGGAUCCAUCAGCCUUAUUGAUAGGGCGUAUACCUUCCACCACACUAGCCUACUUUGAUAUACAUUGUGGGAUUAAGAAGUUGAGGAUACGCAAUGCCCACAAAAGUGGGUGUAAGGCUGUGUAUACGCGCCACCACACCACUCGUUAAACUUAAUUCAAAAUGGUGCUAACCCAGUAAUAUGCUAGGAGUCCUCCCCCUAUGGGUCAUCCACUGUCCCCAUUUCUAGACAGCCCUUAGUAACAACAGGGGGUUGCCGGGGGUAUAUUUAGGCCUGUAUUUAACUGGGAGAACACAGGCUCACUAUCCUACUGUGUGCGCUGACCUGCAUGCAUAUCAGCUUGCAACAAUAGUUACUUACAGUACAUCAUCUCCAUGGCCUACAGUGUGGUGCCAGAUUUACUGCAUUAGCCCAUCUGACACCUUUUACUCUGUUUAUAAAAUGCCUCAUUGUUGCACUUCUUACCCUUUUUGCUAUAAUAUCAAUAUCAUCAGUGAAAUGGAUGUUGUCAACUAUCUUUGCUGCAUAGAUCACACUUUUAGUUGUGAACCACCAUCUUUCUGUGGCUCUGGUCAAAAGUAGUGCACUAUUUAUGGAAUAUGAUGCCUUUUGGGACAUGGACAUAGUGAGAGCUCUGCAGAGGGGUUUAUGCACCUCAUGGGGCAAGUGCUCCUGUCCUGUGGCUUUUUUUUAUCUGUAGUGGACAGCAGGCUACCAAAUGGCGCACACACAGAGGUACAUGUGGACGCACAUAGUUGUCAUUGUACUAAAAAUAACUUGUCCUUUGAGGUGACAUUGUAAGGGGGAUGGCAAUACCAAAUGACACACUUGAAAAGGACAAUGCAACUACUUUUACUCACACUUACACACACACCUACCAUAGUAUUCAAUCUGAUUCAUAGUGCUCAGCCUAGAAUUCUACCAUAGUCCACAACUUGAUUACUAGCUGGGACCAGCAUUAGUUACAGACCACCAUUGUUUUAUAUAUACUAGGUCCCAUACUGAAGAGUGUUUUAAAAUGUAAUAUUCUUACAACGCAUUUGACGUAAUGUCUGACUUGUUGCAGAGCAACUCUUCUCUAUACAUGUGAUGUUUUAUCUUAAACGGGACAUACAGUACUCUCAAUUGUGAAUGAACUACGAUACAUGCGACGCCUCUUGCCGUCGUCUAUCUGCCACACCAUGUUAACUCACUGGAAAUAGGAUGGUUCAUCUGUAAAUGUACAUAGAUUCUGUUGAUAUUUAAAUGUAUAAAAUAAGAGUUCAUGACCUUGGCAGUAACUGUCUUUGAAUGCACUGUGGUGAUGUGCUGUUUUCCAGCUGGUGUUCAGUGUGUAGUCUAGUAGUGUACACACAAACCAAGGCUGAGAAGCUAUUCCAUUCACACUCAUUGACUCUGGAUCACAGCAUUGACUCAAACCUAUUGUGCAAAAUAAAUGGGGAAAUUGAAAACUGGAAUAAUAAAAUGGAAUAAUUCCCAGUGUUUUCUUCUCUUGCA
Molecule: messenger RNA, 6595 nt
Organism: Oncorhynchus keta (chum salmon)
Lineage: Eukaryota; Metazoa; Chordata; Actinopteri; Salmoniformes; Salmonidae
Gene: asap2a
Product: ArfGAP with SH3 domain, ankyrin repeat and PH domain 2a
Exons: 28
Coding region: 479-3433 (984 amino acids)
Biological process (GO): positive regulation of GTPase activity
Cellular component (GO): cytoplasm
Molecular function (GO): GTPase activator activity; protein binding
Source: RefSeq, a predicted model, not a curated record